AUGCCGCCACUUUGCGGAGGCUGGGGGGCGGGGAGGACAGCUGCAGUGCCGGGGGCGGGGCCGCGGGCCGUCCGUCAGGGCGGCGGCGCUCCUGAUUGGCCGGCGCCGGCCCCCCCGCGGGCGCGGGCAUAUGAGGAGGCGGAGGCGGCGGCCGCCGCAGACUCUGUGCGGGAGGGCUGCCGGCAGGACCGACGCGCGGACCGAGGCGCGGGCGCUGCAGAGGCCCCCCAGCCCGAGCCCGCGCCUGAGCCCGCCCUGAGGCCUCUGCCCCCGGCCCCCGCCCCGCCCGCCCGCCCGCCCCUCUCCCCCGGAGCCGCCAAGAUGGGGGACAAGAAAGAUGACAAGGGCUCGCCCAAGAAAAGCAAGGGCACCAAAGAGCGCAGGGACCUGGAUGACCUCAAGAAGGAGGUGGCUAUGACAGAGCACAAGAUGUCGGUGGAAGAGGUGUGCCGGAAAUACAACACGGACUGCGUGCAGGGUCUGACCCACAGCAAAGCCCAAGAGAUCCUGGCCCGGGAUGGGCCCAAUGCGCUCACACCACCGCCUACCACUCCAGAAUGGGUCAAGUUCUGCCGCCAGCUCUUUGGGGGCUUCUCAAUCCUGCUGUGGAUUGGAGCCAUCCUCUGCUUCCUGGCCUAUGGCAUCCAGGCGGGCACAGAGGACGACCCCUCGGGCGACAAUCUGUACCUGGGCAUCGUGCUGGCGGCUGUGGUCAUCAUCACCGGCUGCUUCUCCUACUACCAGGAGGCCAAGAGCUCCAAGAUCAUGGAGUCCUUCAAGAACAUGGUUCCCCAGCAAGCCCUGGUGAUCCGAGAGGGUGAGAAGAUGCAGGUGAACGCUGAGGAGGUGGUGGUCGGGGACCUGGUGGAGAUCAAGGGUGGAGACCGAGUCCCAGCCGACCUACGAAUCAUCUCAGCCCAUGGUUGCAAGGUGGACAACUCCUCCCUGACCGGCGAAUCGGAACCUCAGACCCGCUCUCCUGACUGCACACAUGACAACCCCUUGGAGACUCGGAACAUUACCUUCUUUUCUACCAACUGCGUGGAAGGCACGGCUCGCGGCGUGGUGGUGGCCACGGGUGACCGCACUGUCAUGGGCCGCAUUGCCACGCUGGCUUCAGGCCUGGAGGUGGGCAAGACGCCCAUCGCCAUCGAGAUCGAGCACUUCAUCCAGCUCAUCACCGGCGUGGCCGUCUUCCUGGGUGUCUCCUUCUUCAUCCUGUCCCUCAUUCUCGGAUACACCUGGCUCGAGGCUGUCAUCUUCCUCAUCGGCAUCAUUGUGGCCAAUGUCCCAGAGGGCCUGCUGGCCACCGUCACUGUGUGUCUGACGCUGACGGCCAAGCGCAUGGCUCGGAAGAACUGCUUGGUGAAAAACCUGGAGGCUGUCGAGACCCUGGGCUCCACAUCUACCAUUUGCUCGGACAAGACAGGGACCCUCACCCAGAAUCGCAUGACGGUCGCCCACAUGUGGUUUGACAACCAGAUCCACGAGGCCGACACCACGGAGGACCAGUCAGGAACCUCGUUCGACAAGAGCUCACACACCUGGGUGGCCCUGUCCCAUAUCGCUGGCCUCUGCAACCGCGCCGUCUUCAAGGGAGGUCAGGACAACAUCCCUGUGCUCAAGAGGGAUGUGGCCGGGGAUGCCUCUGAGUCCGCUCUGCUCAAGUGCAUCGAACUGUCGUCUGGCUCUGUGAAGCUGAUGCGCGAACGUAACAAGAAAGUGGCUGAGAUUCCCUUCAAUUCCACCAACAAAUACCAGCUCUCCAUCCACGAGACUGAGGACCCCAACGACAACCGGUACCUGCUGGUGAUGAAGGGCGCCCCCGAGCGCAUCCUGGACCGCUGCUCCACCAUCCUGCUGCAGGGCAAGGAGCAGCCCCUGGACGAGGAGAUGAAAGAGGCCUUCCAGAACGCCUACCUGGAGCUCGGCGGCCUGGGCGAGCGUGUGCUGGGUUUCUGCCAUUACUACCUGCCCGAGGAGCAGUUCCCCAAGGGCUUUGCCUUCGACUGCGACGACGUGAACUUUACCACGGACAACCUCUGCUUCGUCGGCCUCAUGUCCAUGAUCGACCCGCCCCGGGCGGCCGUCCCCGACGCAGUGGGCAAGUGCCGCAGCGCCGGCAUCAAGGUCAUCAUGGUCACGGGUGAUCACCCCAUCACGGCAAAGGCUAUCGCCAAGGGCGUGGGCAUCAUCUCUGAGGGCAACGAGACAGUGGAGGACAUUGCUGCCCGGCUCAACAUUCCCGUCAGCCAGGUCAACCCCCGGGAUGCCAAGGCCUGUGUGAUCCAUGGCACCGAUCUCAAGGACUUCACCUCGGAGCAAAUCGAUGAGAUCCUGCAGAACCACACCGAGAUCGUCUUUGCCCGCACGUCCCCCCAGCAGAAGCUCAUUAUUGUGGAAGGCUGCCAGAGACAGGGAGCCAUCGUGGCUGUGACCGGGGAUGGUGUGAACGACUCCCCCGCCCUGAAAAAGGCUGACAUCGGCGUGGCCAUGGGCAUUGCUGGCUCAGACGUGUCCAAACAGGCAGCGGACAUGAUUCUGCUGGACGACAACUUUGCCUCUAUUGUCACGGGUGUGGAGGAGGGCCGCCUGAUCUUUGACAACCUGAAGAAGUCCAUUGCCUACACCCUGACCAGCAACAUCCCUGAGAUCACACCCUUCUUGCUGUUUAUCAUGGCCAACAUUCCACUGCCUCUGGGCACCAUCACCAUCCUCUGUAUCGACCUGGGCACUGACAUGGUCCCUGCCAUCUCAUUGGCAUAUGAGGCUGCAGAGAGUGACAUCAUGAAGAGACAGCCCAGGAACCCACGUACUGACAAGCUGGUCAAUGAGAGGCUCAUCAGCAUGGCCUAUGGGCAGAUUGGAAUGAUCCAGGCUCUCGGCGGCUUCUUUUCCUACUUCGUGAUCCUGGCAGAAAAUGGCUUCUUGCCCAGCAACCUGGUGGGCAUCCGGCUGAACUGGGACGACCGCACCGUCAAUGACCUGGAGGACAGUUACGGGCAGCAGUGGACGUACGAGCAGAGGAAAGUGGUGGAGUUCACGUGCCACACGGCCUUCUUCGUGAGCAUCGUGGUCGUCCAGUGGGCCGACUUGAUCAUCUGCAAGACCCGGAGGAACUCGGUCUUCCAGCAGGGCAUGAAGAACAAGAUCCUGAUCUUCGGGCUAUUUGAGGAGACGGCACUCGCCGCCUUCCUGUCCUACUGCCCUGGGAUGGACGUGGCCCUCCGCAUGUACCCUCUCAAGCCCAGCUGGUGGUUCUGUGCCUUCCCCUACAGUUUCCUCAUCUUCGUCUACGACGAGAUCCGCAAACUCAUCCUGCGCAGGAACCCGGGGGGUUGGGUGGAGAAGGAAACCUACUACUGA
Neomonachus schauinslandi (Hawaiian monk seal) is the source of this 3366-nucleotide messenger RNA. RefSeq names its product ATPase Na+/K+ transporting subunit alpha 3 (gene ATP1A3). Bases 1 to 3366 code for a protein of 1121 amino acids. Gene Ontology annotation, molecular function: ATP hydrolysis activity; P-type sodium:potassium-exchanging transporter activity; ATP binding. The transcript is spliced from 23 exons. The record is from RefSeq and is a predicted model, not a curated record. Lineage: Eukaryota; Metazoa; Chordata; Mammalia; Carnivora; Phocidae. Gene Ontology annotation, biological process: intracellular potassium ion homeostasis; potassium ion import across plasma membrane; proton transmembrane transport. Gene Ontology annotation, cellular component: membrane.